AUGGAACUUUACUGCUUUCUACUUAUAUUCUUUGCCCUGGUAUUGGAAACCAUGGAAACGGAUGAGGUAUAUAAACUGAUGAGACCGUACAAGUAUUAUCAACCCAGACCACCGAAAUGGCCACGAUCGCAUGCAGCUCACAAAUCAUCCAGGUUCCAUCAUUUUAAGAGAAUACCAACGGAAGACUAUUAUUCUCGCAGACCAACCUACUAUAGAUAUUCCAGUAACGAUUUCGAUGGACGAGUUGAAAAUCAACCUUGUACGAUUGUAAUCGAGCUACCUAAAGAAGAAAGUAGAUAUGGUUCCAAUUAUCGACAAAGAAAAAGGCAGUAUGAAAGGGAUUCGGUACCUAAGUACAUCAGUGAAGAAGACUAUAUCGAUGAAGAGGAGGAAGAGUCGAAAGUGGUCAAUGUUAAUAAUAAAAAAGUACAAAUAAAGACAAUCAAAGGAAACAAUCCAAGACUGCACAUUCAAAUCUCGAAAUCUGAUAACCAAAAGAAUAUAGAAUUUGUGGAUAAACCUACGAAUUUACCGAUAUUACCAACAAUUUAUACAAAUAGAACAAUGAGAACAGAACAAUUGAGAAACAGAAUAUCAUUAACAUAAUUUCUAUAAUAAUUGGAUCAAAAUAUUCGUGUGAAUUUAUGGAAAAUUUGCAAUUAUGGAAUUUUAGCUACAG
Megachile rotundata (alfalfa leafcutting bee) is the source of this 679-nucleotide messenger RNA. RefSeq lists its product as uncharacterized. NCBI's taxonomy places the organism in Eukaryota, Metazoa, Arthropoda, Insecta, Hymenoptera, Megachilidae. The record is from RefSeq and is a predicted model, not a curated record.